ACCGCGUUCUGGACGCGCGUUUCUAAGCUCAGCGUCGAAGCGUGGGACUCGCCGAUAAGCGCAGCUGCCGUCAAAGCAACGGACUUCAACGGGACCGUGAUCGUGCUGAGCUGGACCGACUGCUCGGCCGACGACGGAGACAGCCCGCCGGGCGAGUACGCCUGGAAGGUGAAGCAGCUCGAGAUCUUCGAGACGGAGGGCUGGAGGCCCGUUGAGCGCAUGUGGGGUCGGCCCACCAUCCCGCUCGGCACUAACCUCACGGCACGAAUCACGAGCGUUCGCUCCACGCCGACGCCCAAGGGGUCACGCUUCGCCUUUGCUUCCGAGACCAUCCCGUUCGGCGGCGAGUACUCCUGGUGCGAGCCGGCGGCGAUCGUCCUGCCGAUGGACCUCGGCGGCGUCUAUUUUCGCGGAGACACGUGCCCGCUCGCACCGGGCUCGCACGUCGCAGACGUCACCCUCAAGCUACCUCCGGCCCUCCCUCUCGGCCAACUCAAGCUGCUGGGCAUAGACCAAUCCAGGCAGCGCACGAAGGUCCUAGGCCCCGACGGAGGCCUCCUCGCUUGCAUCCGGACCAACGGCCGGCUCGUCACCAAGGAAGCGUCGGCGUCGUUCAACUUCAUCCCGCAGAUUAACGUGCCGGAUCUGCGCCGCAUUCCGUGGGGAUAGGCACACGAGUGUAGGCUGUAUUGUAGUAGAAGAGAUGCACUUGAUCGGAGGAUUGAACCACAGCUAGUAGGAGCACAGGGCGAGCUCGCUGGCACUAUCUUGCAAUCCUGCAAAGGGGGGAAAGGCCGCGUCGCGAGUGCGUCACUUGAAUUUUUUCGGACGCUGACAUUUUUUGUCGUUUUC
Molecule: messenger RNA, 852 nt
Organism: Emiliania huxleyi CCMP1516
Lineage: Eukaryota; Haptophyta; Isochrysidales; Noelaerhabdaceae
Exons: 4
Coding region: 220-669 (149 amino acids)
Source: RefSeq, a predicted model, not a curated record